ACAGCGCGCGUUAUUGUGUGGCAUCCCGCUUCGCCGUCGUGCACUCUGCGGCCGUUACAAACCUACAAACCUGUUUCCGUUCCCAGCUCUGAACAAUUGACGUCUUUUCUGGGCUGUAUGCGCGCACCAUGGCGGAAUACUUAGAAGACCCCUCACUUCUCACCAAAGAGAAGCUGAAAAACGAACUAAUAGCGAAUAAUAUAGCUCUCCCGAGCGGGCAGCAGCCCAAAGAUGUCUACGUGCAGCUGUACCUCAAGCACUUGAGCUCCCGCAACCGCGCCACCCCGGACUUCUCCAGUGACGAGGAGCGGGAGGCCACCCCGGUGCGGAGCCGAGGACGGCCGCCGGGACGGAAGGCAACAAAGAAGACAGAUAAACCAACUGUGGAAGGGAAGAACGAGUUGGACAUAACUUCUCUCAGUAACGAGGCUCUCCGGGAUGAACUGCAAAAAUAUGGAGUGAAAGCAGGUCCUAUUUUAGACAGUACACGAAAAGUGUAUGAGCAAAGGCUAUCAAAGUUGAAAGAGCAAGAAGAGGUGUCUGUAGCGCCCCCUGUAGCAGAGUUGUCAACUGCAGAUAACAAACAAAAUGGAAAUACGGAUUCUGGACACUACAGUGACAAUGAAGAGGCCAGGACAGAUCUGACAUUUGAGCCUAGAGAGCCACUGAGGAGUAAACCAAAGGCUCAAGUAACAUCUCGGUCCAAAAGGCAGGAACAAAAUGAGAGCAUGUCUGCUGAUGCCGUUUCUGAGCUUCCAAAGACGUUGGAGUCUGAAAAAGUUGGUCGACUGCUUGCUGUUUCUAAAGAGUCCACAAAAGUAACAAGAAGAACACCAAGGAAGAGGGUGGUAGCUGCAGAAGCUAUUGAUGAUGAACAUAACUCUGAGGCUGCACCUGUAGCCGAAACGGUAUUGGCUUCAAGCAACCAAACUCUAGCUAAUGCAGUGUUUUCUCAAUUUGAAUCCCGUCAGAUUGAUUAUCAGGUGAUUGAGAAUUUCAAGCAUGCAAACGCUUUGCGAUCAGUCAGUGAGUUCACAGAUUUGUCAAGAAGGACCCCAAAGAAACAGCUGAUCAGUGAAAAAGUCAUUGAUGUUCAAAAUGUUCGUCAUACAGAUCUAAGUGAUCUUCUGAACACAGCAGUGAUUGAGACUGUAGAAAAAUCAUUCAUUGAAGAAAGGCGGGAAGACCGAGAUCUUUUGAAGGAAAUGUUUCCAAAUGAGACUUCAACGCCUACAGGAAUAAGUGCAAGUUGUCGUAGGCCGAUCAAAGGAGCUGCAGGUCGACCUUUCAAUAUCCAAGAUUACAAAGAUUACAAAUUGGAGGAAAGUUAUUCUUCUUCUAAGUAUAUUUUAAAGCACCAACCAGUAGUUGAAGAGAAGACCACUAAAGGGAAAAGUGGACGGUCCAUCCCCAUUUGGAUAAAGCUUCUUAUAUUUCUCAUUUUGGCUGUGCUUGCAUUCUUUGUCUACCAAGCUAUGGAAACCAAUGAAGGGAAUCCUUUUGCGAAAUGGCUCCAGGGCAACCCAAAUAUAGGCAAAGAUGAAAACUGAUUUUCAGUAACUCAAUAUAUUUUUAACAGUCCUAAAUUCAAAAACUGCCAUUUGUCAAGAACCUGCAAAUAAUGUGACUACACUUCAGAAUAUCUGUACAUUAAUAAACAUGGUACAUAUGGACAUCUGCAAUUUAUUUACUGUGGAAGGCUAGAAGAGGACUGUGCCAUACUGUGUAAUGUUAUUUUUUAUUAGAUCGCGAGCAUUUUGUAGUAUUUCCUAUAUUUUUUUAACAGGAAUACUUUAGUUACAGGAAAUCAUAAGGUGAUGUGAAUUAUUUUCUUGAGUUCACUCAGCAACAGAUCAUUCUUCUAGGUAGCUGUGUGUGAAAUACUAGAAUCAGCUAACAGAGUGUAAAAUCAUGACGGGGAAUUGAUUUGUUAUAGCUCUGUAGUUUAGCCUGAUACAAUUACGCAGAUAACUACGAUAUAUAUUUUUUUUUUUAACGUUGUUGUGCUUUGUGUGUCAAAUCAAUUCCUUAAGUAUUCCUGCUGCAGAAAAGUUUCUUAUCUACUGUAUAUUACACCUGCCAAUUCAUUUGACAUAUGAUCUUACAAAAUAUCAUGCAAUUAAAUAAACUUUUUUUCUAUAUAUGCAUCGUCGGUGAAAUUCUGAGUAAAUAACUAGGAAAAUAUUUUCGGAAAAUAUUUUGCUUGCUUCAUGAAUAUCAUGUUUUCUGUUUAAAACAGUCUAUUCAAUUACACUGUGAAUAUUGUCAGGAACCAAUUGAUUGAUAUUCUUGUAAAUCUUUCAUAGAUAAAAAGCAAAUCUG
This is a messenger RNA of Bufo bufo (common toad), 2322 nucleotides long. It is a transcript of the gene TMPO, whose product is annotated as thymopoietin. Gene Ontology annotation, molecular function: DNA binding. NCBI's taxonomy places the organism in Eukaryota, Metazoa, Chordata, Amphibia, Anura, Bufonidae. The record is from RefSeq and is a predicted model, not a curated record. The transcript has 11 exons. Bases 129 to 1550 code for a protein of 473 amino acids.